Molecule: messenger RNA, 1520 nt
Organism: Nelumbo nucifera (sacred lotus)
Lineage: Eukaryota; Viridiplantae; Streptophyta; Magnoliopsida; Proteales; Nelumbonaceae
Product: actin-3
Source: RefSeq, a predicted model, not a curated record
CAUCACUCCUUUCCUAGCCUCAGCCCUUCCUCUCUCACCGCUGCUGCCACUGAGUACCCUCUGCGCCUCUCUCGUUCGCGUUUCCUCUCCUCCGCCAACGCGAAGUAGGAAGCGUUCUGCCGUCUUCUAAAGACUCAAUAUAAAACAUGGCAGAUUCCGAGGAUAUUCAACCUCUUGUUUGUGACAAUGGUACUGGUAUGGUUAAGGCUGGCUUUGCAGGGGAUGAUGCUCCAAGGGCUGUGUUCCCUAGUAUUGUUGGUCGACCAAGGCACACUGGUGUUAUGGUUGGAAUGGGGCAGAAGGAUGCAUAUGUUGGUGAUGAGGCACAAUCCAAGAGGGGUAUCCUCACACUGAAAUACCCUAUUGAGCAUGGUAUUGUUAGUAACUGGGAUGAUAUGGAAAAGAUAUGGCAUCAUACCUUUUACAAUGAGCUCCGUGUAGCUCCUGAAGAACAUCCCGUUCUCCUAACUGAAGCCCCUCUCAACCCCAAGGCUAACAGGGAGAAGAUGACACAGAUCAUGUUUGAAACUUUUAAUGUUCCAGCCAUGUAUGUUGCCAUACAAGCUGUGCUUUCCCUUUAUGCAAGUGGCCGUACCACAGGUAUUGUGCUGGAUUCCGGUGAUGGAGUUAGUCAUACGGUCCCUAUUUAUGAGGGUUAUGCACUUCCCCAUGCCAUCCUCCGACUUGAUCUUGCUGGUCGUGAUUUAACUGAUUGUUUGAUGAAGAUUUUGACUGAGAGGGGGUACUCCUUUACCACAACUGCUGAACGGGAAAUUGUUCGUGAUAUAAAGGAGAAGCUUGCCUAUGUGGCUCUUGAUUAUGAACAGGAGCUUGAGACUGCAAAGAGCAGCUCGUCAAUUGAGAAGAGCUAUGAGCUGCCUGAUGGUCAGGUCAUCACAAUUGGAGCAGAGCGUUUCCGCUGCCCAGAGGUGCUAUUCCAACCUUCACUCAUAGGGAUGGAAGCUGCUGGAAUUCAUGAGACCACCUAUAACUCAAUCAUGAAGUGUGAUGUAGAUAUCAGGAAAGAUUUGUAUGGAAAUAUUGUCCUUAGUGGUGGGUCGACCAUGUUUCCUGGCAUUGCUGAUCGUAUGAGCAAGGAAAUCACAGCUCUAGCACCGAGCAGCAUGAAGAUCAAGGUGGUGGCACCACCUGAAAGGAAGUACAGUGUCUGGAUUGGAGGAUCCAUCCUGGCCUCCCUGAGCACCUUCCAGCAGAUGUGGAUAUCAAAGGGAGAAUACGACGAGUCUGGGCCAUCUAUUGUUCACAGGAAGUGCUUCUAGAAUAGAAGGGCUCUUUUUUUAUUAUUUUUCCCCGUUUUGCUUGUGUUUUUGUAUUUUCUGGUUUAAGUUACCUGGUUGUCGAACGCCGGAUCGAUCCUUAUGGUUUGGUUGUUAUUGUGUUUGAUAUUUUUUCUUCACAAGUAACUUAUAUGUUUUGGCCUCUACAAAAUUACUAGAUGUAUGUGUUUGUGAUUAUAUAUGUAGUUUGAAUUUUAAUUGCCAUAGUCGUGUUGCUUCCUA